AUGAGAAACAUUAAGCAAUUUUCUCUUUUAAAUAGACUUAUCAGCUCUUCUUUAAGCAGCCAAACUCCUCAUUAUAGAUUCGUUUAGAUAGCUCAAAAGCCUCCUAACUCUAAAUAUUCAGAUUAAUACGAGCUUUCAAGCGAUGAAAUAGAUAAUGUUUUGAAAAAGAGACCAAAGAAAGAGAAAUAGUCUGUAGUAUUUGCUACUGAAAUCAGUUAAGAUCAAACAUAUGAAAAAGACAUAAAAGAAACCCUUCAAGAAAUAUAAUCAAAGCCUAAGAAUUACAAUGCAAAUUAGACAUUAUCAGAAGAAAGCGAUGAUUACUUAGAUGGCUAAGCAAUCGCUUCUACCUCUUCAGGCAAAGGAAUUAUUACAGGAAGAUUAGAUGAUGAAACAAGAGUUUAAGUUAAAUACUAUAAAUAUGAUUUGCCAAUCCCAAAUAUUGAUCCCGAAAUCGUGGGUAUUGUUGAUCCUUUUGAGCGUGCCAAAAGAGAGUACGAAACAUCAAAUUAAAGAUUGUGGGCUCUACUUAACUUAAACGAAAAUACACCCUAUGAAACAUACGAACUUUCAUUAAGACAUAAAUUUAAUAAUGAACUCGAUAUGUACGGAGAUAUUUAAGACGAGGCAUUGAUCAGAGAGUAGCAAUAGAAAGAACUUGGUGAUGGAGCUAUUCCUCAAUACCAUUUAACCAAUGUUGAUUAUAUGGAAAGAAUGAGAAGACACGUCACAGUUAACUUCAAUAUGCCAGGAGCUAUUGAAUUAGAACAUCCUCAUAAAUUCUUAAAGGAAUUAAGACCUAUUGAGGAAUUCAGACACACUCCUUUGAUCCCCAUCAGUGAAAGACAAAUGAGAGAACAUCAAUAAAAGGUUGAAGCUCUUUCUAGAAGAGGUUUCUAUUACGAAAUUAAGAAGGACACUGUUUAUAAUUGGAUUUUAGCAAGUGUUGCCAUUAGUAUUGGUUUAUAUAUGAUAUCACUCGUUAUUAAGAAAGAAGAAGAAUCUGGUAUUGCAGUAGAAAGAUUAAAAAUAGAACGUAGUCAAAUCGGUUUAGCUAAAAAAUGA
Tetrahymena thermophila SB210 is the source of this 1065-nucleotide messenger RNA. Its product is annotated as transmembrane protein, putative. The transcript has 2 exons. Lineage: Eukaryota; Ciliophora; Oligohymenophorea; Hymenostomatida; Tetrahymenidae. The record is from RefSeq and is a predicted model, not a curated record.